GUGAGAUAAACAAAAACAUUCCAACAAAAUCUAUAUUUUUCAUUUGGAUAAUGAGUAGUUCCCCUUGUUAGUGCAAACUCUCAAUUUUUGCGAAACAAGUUGAGCAGUGUUGAUUUCUUUUCCCUCAACUCUGUUUAUUUGUGUGGUGGUCUAACUAGGUGUUUUCUCGGGAGAAUUUACCCCAGUUUGAGUUCAUCAUGCGAAAAAUCCGCAGUCCACCGCAAGAGCACCACGCUCCACCGGCACGUCCGUGGUGGAAGCAACACCUUGCGCGUCUCUGUGGAAAAAAGAUUCUGUACCCGGGGGGCAUCUGUCUCCAAGCAAUAGUUGCUUCAGCUGUUCACAGCAACUACUUGCGAACGGACAUUCCAACGUUUAUCAAUGAACCGGAUGAGCCGACGGACGCAACGGUACUUUAGGAGCAGGAAGGGAUCAUGUCAAUACGUCGUGAUAUAGCUACUGGUGCAUGACCAUGAGAGCAACAUCGCUACUUGUUUCCGCGGUUAUUGUUUCAUACAAAUUUGAUAGAAAAAACCUCUUCAUCCCCAGGUAAUUUACCUCCACCCGCUCGGUGGCGGCGGAGGGCGAAAUGGCGAUCAGCAGGCCAUGGAGAUGUUUGAAUGGUUCGAGAACAACCAGCAAAAAAAAUUUGGGAACAACGGAGCUGCAGGAACCAAAAAUUACAACAUCAAAAUCCUGGCCCCGAUCGCCCGGACCAAGCGCUCUUCCGGGCGGAGUCCUAGUUGGUACCAUUAUUACAAUAUCCUGUGCAAAAGUAUCGUACUCGUAUUGCAAUCAUGCAUUGCAAAUCCUUUACCUGAGAUCAAUCCGCAUUACAAAUUUCAUUUCUCAUGCUGAGGAAAUUUGUAAUGCAUUUAUACGAGUGCGAUACUUAUGCAGUUCAUAUACAAUUACGAUACCGAGCCGGAUAAUCGAGAUAUCGAGUGGACCGAUGUGGAGGGAGCGACGUUGGAAAUCGCGGAACUGAUUCGGGAGGAGCAGGAGGACCGAGGAAAUUUGCGGUACUUGCACGAAUUGAAAGCACAACAACAGCGCGGGAGCGGUGGAGGAACCGCUUCAGCUUCUUCCUCUUCAGGGGACUUCCAUAGUCGACCAAUGAUCAAUACCAUGGGCGCUAAUUUGGGCAUCAUAGGUCGUGGAGCUGGAGCUACAACCUCUUCGUCAUCUGCCUCGAGCAGUAGCGCCGCUGGUGGCCCCGCUAGUGCCGCAACAAGCACCGGACCAGUAGUUGCAACCACUACAGCGUCCUCCACGCAGACCAGCUCUACUCCCGCUCAUCAUGCGGAGCAAAAGCAAGAUUCCCGACCCUACCCGGUUUUCCUCUGUGGGAUUUCGCAGGGCGGGGUGAUGGCCCUGCACAUUGGGGUUGCAGCGGCGCUGUUGCACGAGAAUCCAGUCAUAUAUGCUCUGCAAAAGUAUCGUACUCGUACUAAUUGCAAAUAGGCAUGACAAAUCUUUUUCCGAAGUGAAAACAGAAUUACAAAUUGCAUUUGUCGUGCUGAGCUAAUUUGUAAUGCAAUUUUUACUAGUACUCCGAUACUUUUGCAAUGCAUAUCAUACCCGCGGGGGUUAUUUCCUACCACGCCAUGCCACAUCGACUGUCGGUGUCGGAUUACAUUAUGCCUUUGAUGAAAAAUUGGCAGAACCGACUUCUUCUCACCGCCGCGGAGGCAGCGAGCAGUAGUGGCGGAGGUGAUCAUGCUGCUGCUGCGGCAUCUUCCUCGUCGGCAGGAACAGGAAGUGGAGUAGAAAUGAACCAUGUUGCGCAAAAGCAGGCCAUCAUUUUCCACGGCGAAGAAGAUGCUGAAGCCGCGGCUCUGCGACUCCCCCCACCCCCGACGACCACUGUCCGCGCGAUGUCGAUCGACGAGGAGGAUGAAAAUGCUGCAACUACCGCUGCUGCUGCCCACAUUGCGGCGCAACCGACACCGGCAGGGCAGGAGGCGGCGCAGAUGGGCAGCGAAGAUCAGGAUGUGGGUUCAUCCAACAACGUUACCAUGACAACUGGCAGAAGUAGUACAAGCGGCGUUGCACCAGAAACCUCCGCAGGAACAACGAGCACGGGAAGUGUAAGUGAGCAAGAUCUAGCUCGUCCGGCGUUUCUCGGACAGGAUGGCUUUGAACAUCAAGAUGGGAACUAUCCACAGUAAAUUUCCCGUACACGUACAAAUGCAGUCUCUGCAUGACAAAACUUGCCUUCAGUCCUAGUCUAGCAUGACAAGUUGGACACUGCAAGUUGGCGAAAUUUGUCAUGCAUUUUGUACAUCAUUUACGGAAAAUUUACAUUGCAUAGGAACGGUACAGACCACACUGACAGUGACAUACAGGAUGUGGAGAUGAAUGAAGACGAACCAGAUCCCGAGGACGAAGAGGAGGAUGGUGAGGACCGGCGACGCGGAAGGGCUGGUGCUCAUCGAGGCUUUUUAGCCGCUGGGGGCCGGGGCGCGCCGGGUGCUAGAAGCAACACUUCUGGUGCACAACAACCGCCCCGGCGACCUGCUGGAUUUGCGUUGCAGCCCGUGCUGGCUGCAGAAGGCGAGGACAGAGGUGGAAAUGACGGGGAAGACAUGGACGACGAUGAGCAAAACCCACCGAAUGCGAACCCAGAACAUCAACAGGUCCAGGCGGCACACCCGACCACCUCGACUGCGAGCACCACACCGCUGAGCGUUCCUUUUCCGCCGGCAGCGGAGUCGGUCACGAAUCUUCCUGGCUCUCCUACACGACCCCAGCAAAUAAACGGUCAACAACUAUCCUCCCUUCCCGCACUAAGUUCCCCCUGGCGGCAGAUUCCGGUCCGUAUGUACGCCAGUAGACGCGACGGCAUCUUUCCGGGAGAUUUUGUAAAGCAGAAAGCGGACGACUUGUUCCUGAAUAAGCUGGAAAUGACGGACUACAAGAUUACCAUCCAGCCGGACAAACAGCACGCGGAUCCGUCCGGACCAAAAACGCUGGCGGAAAACAUUUUCAACCUGCUGCGCCAACGGGACGCGGACGCAAAAUUUUUACCGUAGGCGGAGGGAAAAGGCUGUAGCAGUAUGUGUACGAAAUAGAGUCGUAGGCAAAGCUCUUUGUCAUGCGGCUGCACGGGACUAACAAAAUGAAAAUUCGCUUCAAGCAAGACUCGUGCUGUAAGAUCUACUACAGAGUGGCUCCUGGUGUUACAGGAAGUAGGACGAGCGCUCGACGCAGAUGACAUUAAUAAGAAUCAGAUGAAGAUAAAGCCCGAUUUUGAAGCAGCACUAGUAGCAAGAACUCGGGCGGUUGUUCUACACCAGGUCUACGACGCUAUCCAAUUUUGAGCCUCCAGUAUCCUGGAGGACACAAAAAUUCGUCUGUGUCUGUCUCUGUGUUUGCACCGAGGCUGCGGCGCUUAGGAGUAGAUCUUUUUCAUCAUGGAUGGUCGACUGCAAGUGGAAAUACAAAUAGAAAAUGAAAGCAUAUACCAAUGAGGCUCGCCUCCUUUUCAUCUCCCCACAACUUGUUCGGCCUACACAAAAAUCUGAUUAUGCAGUGAGACUGCACGGAUGAAUGUCUUUCAACACUGGCAUAGCGGUAAACCCAGCAGCAGAACGUCCGGCCGUAAAAGCGCGCGUCGGGAACAACAGCGAGAGAUCUACGACUGCGACGGUAACUUAGCGCUGCGCCACUGCUGCUGUGCGCGACGGGAUAAGGAUGAUCAGUAGGAUCGUCUAGACUACGGUGAACAAGAUGUUUUUUUUUUGUUUUGUUUUGCGAAUGGUAACCAUUUUACGCCUUAGCAGGCUCGCCUGUUUUAAUACAAGAAGUGGCACGAUCAUAUUAAGAGAUGAGGUUACAGCAAUAGUAUUUGAAGAGAAGUCUUUUUUGAAAAGCAAAUAGAGGUUUAUAAGUGGGACCUCGUCCCCGGGACAAGGCGCAAGUAAAGAUCCGAAAAAUUUCAGCAGCAAGAAAAUAAAACUUUUAGAAGCAGACUGGUCCUAUCGUUAUAGAAGAGGUUUUUAUCUCCUUGUAAAAGAAUCCUUAUCUUAUCCUUACUCGAUCAUAGUGCGCUAAUUACCGUGGGAAAAAAAGCAGUAAGUAAAGGUAAAGCGAGAAGCGAAACAGACGAACUCACGAGGAAAGAAACUCUGAACAGGACGAAAUGUUGCGUAGCCCGUGCGGUUUUUCCCAACCGCCCGAUAGAUAGAUAGAUAGAAACAGAAUGCGAAUGAGCAAAGUGAUCGCGGAUUCUAUUUUCCUGAGAAUACAGUGAAAAUUUGGUUUGAUUACUUACAGCUUUCAAAAGUAGAAUCGACACGGAUUAUAUAUCAACCUCUCUUGAGCGGAAGCGGUUUCCUAUUCAAGAUGACGAGGAACGUGGCUAUUUGUGACGUCACAAAUACCACAGACGAUGAC
This is a messenger RNA of Amoebophrya sp. A120, 4398 nucleotides long. Lineage: Eukaryota; Dinophyceae; Syndiniales; Amoebophryaceae. The record is from the annotation of a GenBank genome assembly.